Molecule: messenger RNA, 11682 nt
Organism: Amoebophrya sp. A25
Lineage: Eukaryota; Dinophyceae; Syndiniales; Amoebophryaceae
Source: the annotation of a GenBank genome assembly
AGACUAUUGUUUGCUAGAAGCUGGAGUAUCUAGUAUCUAUAGUAGGUUGUGGCUCUUCAUCCCUUGAAAUCAAAAUGCCAACCGACGCUCACGCCCGCGCACCACGUCAACGAGAAGCGUCUGGGAACACCGUGGAAAGUCGCAUCCGCGCUCUGCGUGGAGACGGCAAAAAAGACGCCAACAGCGACCGACUGCAGCAGGCUGCGGCGGAAUUCAUCACCAGCCUCGGCAAUCUGAAUAGCAGCUGUACUCUUUGUCUUUUUCGUUUCGCACUGUUCUAGUAGUCGGGUCAUUGAUUUCCAUUACGUAAAAUUAAUGGGGUCGGAGUUGGACGACCGCGAAAAUGAAAUUUAUUUUGCUUUCCUACUAUGUUUUUAUGAAGACACUAAUGUCGCUUCCACCCAUUCUUGCCCCAUAUGCGUAUAAUGUAGAAUUUAUACUAGAUUUUGAGGUGUAGGGAAUUCAUCUCCAAAGUCAUCUGGAAGAAAAACACAAGGGGAAAAAGGGACCCAGAUGAUCUCUGGGAUGGAUUCCCGAUACCUCUAAUAGUAAUAGAUCAUCAUACUUAUAAACUAAAACUUAAUUUAAUACUAGCCCGCGCAAGCUUCGCCCGGCUUCGAGUUUAGUACUUCUCCGCCCACGGGCUACAGCUAGAGACAGCCCGCGGGCGAAGUAGUGCACUUCGAUAUGCCGACCACGACGAGGCUGCCGACGCUAAGCGACUGAGAUACUAGAUGCGCCGACCUAUGCGCAGGCUGAUAAGUAGGCCGCUUCCGGUUUUUUAUUAGACUGUCGGGGGAGUCACGCAAAUUCUUAAGAAUUUGCAAGACCCCCACGGCAGUCCGACAAAAAUAACCGGAAGAGAAUCCCCUGGCACGCAUAACCACUCGCAGGCCCCAAAACUUAUAGCCGGCCCGCGGUGGCAGGCUGGCAAGGAAGAGGGGCGACCUUGACGGGCCAAGAAACAGAAGCGCAUGGAUGGCCGCGCUGGCUGGGUCUCGUUUCUCUAUGUGCAGCCGGUGGGACUUCUUCCUUCAUCGGAUGGCAUUGCUUCUGUCUGAGGGGCGUCUUGUCUUUCGUCGGGCUGAGGUCUUUCGUCACGCCGACGCCCUUCGCCGGCUGGGCGGACCUCUUUCGUCAGGCUGACUCCUCUCGUCAGGCCGACGGCUUUCGUCAGACUGACGCCUUUGCUUCGUCAGCCCGGCGGCUGUUGUCAGAGGGGUCGGCGCCUUUCGCCAGACGUCUCGCGCCCCACGGUCUGAGGCCUUUCGUCGGGCCGAUGAGUGUCUUUGCUUCGUCUGUCAGAUGAAUAUCUGUCGUCAGGCUGAAGCCUUUCGCCGGAUUUAUUAACGUCUUUCGGCUUCGUGUGGCCGACGCCUUUCGUCAGGCCGACGCCGUCAGGCGUCUUACGUCUGGCGCCGGCUUGUCGUCUGAUGACGUCAUGUCUGUUGUCUGACGUUUUUACUUUCGCCUGAGGUCUUACUUUCGUCAGACGUCUCGUGGCCGACGUCUUUCGCCUGACGUCGGUCGCCAAUCAGACGUCUUUCGUCGGACGUCUCUCGUCAGGCGUCUUUCCUUCGUGAGACGUCUCUGCGGGGACAUUUUUCGCCAGACGUCUUUCGUCAGGAGACGCCUUUCGGGUGUGUUUUGUCAGACGUCUGUCGCCAGGUGGCUUUCGUCCACCGCUUUUCGGCGGGGUUCUUCUCUCGGCCAACUUGCGCCCUUACUUCUGUCGGGCAUUUUUUUGGCUUCUUUUCUGAUAGUCUGCUGGGGGGCUGUGCCUUAGGUUCCCACAGGAAAAUGGUCGGAGACUGUCGGGAUUUGAGCCGGAGGGAAAGCCGCCGGAGACUAUAGGCGGAGGAGGAAGAGGCGAACUAGUCUCCGGCGCAUAUAGGUGCAUAAUAGAGGCUCCUAAUAUAGACUCAAAAAGAUAAAAAUUAUAUCGAUUAAUAAUAUACUUUUUGCAAUGUUUUAGCACUAUCAACUUAUAGUAAUUUUUACAGAUGAGUUUUAUUCUCCGGGGAAAACGCGGACUCCGCCUGGGAACAAACGAGUCCACGGCAGCAGCAGUUUCGAGGAUGCUCAUCUGCUAGAGGAGAACUUUGAUGGAAACCUCGUUUCGCCUUCACCACCACGACAAGAAGCGCAAGCUUUGUCGCCGCAUCUUCAUGGAGUGGCUGCGUCAGAGGUGGACGAGCUGCGUUUCUCUAUCUCAACUGCUGGCAGCCUGGCUCCGGCCGACCUUAGUGGGAAGCUGUCAACGAUCGCCGCCACGUCUUCAGAGAGCAGACAGCAGCCGGCAACAAUCGUUGCUUGCACAGGCGUGAGCAAUGAGACGUAUUUUGACGCGCCGACAGCGGAAGGCGCGCCGACGGAACACGUACCUGAGCACAAUUACGAAUUCCUUUCAAAUAUGCGAAUGACAGGCUGCGCGUGUUCCGAAGCAGAAGACCUCAUGCUGAACCAGAGCUACCUCUCAGACGACGCAAACGGAGGGUCCUCCUCAUCAUCCACCUCUUCUGUAACGUCCGCUGUCAGUAGUGUUAGCAACAUCAAACAGGGAUUACCUGCAUCAUCUUCAUCCUCUUCGUCGUCGUCUUCUAAGCCUUACGCGAGGACGAUGGCUGAGCGGGCAAAGCGACCCCAAGAGACCGCAGCCACUGCUUUAGAUCGUGCAUUGAUGCGCGGGCUAGCAGCGUUGGGCAAAAACAGUCCUGAAGACGGUAUAUAUCCGCUGCAAGAGAAACAGGACGACCUAGGGGUGAGCACAGUCGGUGGGCCUUCAGAAACGAUAAGUUCCAUGAUUGCCGAGGAAAAGGAAGCGAAUACUCAUCUUCCAGGUGAAGUAGAUGGUCAUGGUGCUGGCGCAUCAAUAGUUGCACCGCCAAUAAAAGCUGCUAGCCCGGCUGCGACAACACCGGGAAGUGUCCAUAUCCCGACACUGCCCAUCCCGUUUGUAAAAAAGGCGUCCGACUUCGUGCAUGACAAGUACUGUUUGCCAGACGAUGAUGACCUCUCUUGCUCGCCUGACAUCCCACCGGCAGAUGCGCCGCCUGCGCAUUCAGGAAGCGUUGUGAAUACGCCUCCAGCACCACCUCCGGACACUCCCCCGCUGUCAACAGAACUCCGCGGAGACGCGGGGGCAGACACCUCGUCGGUAUGCUUGCAGCCAGACAUGAGCACCUCCAGCGGCGACGAAGGGCAAGAAGUGUUGACCACUUCUGUCACGGAGCGAGCAGUUGAAGCGCAAAGCGUUAAAGCCAAUGUCGUAGCAUCUUCUGCCUCCAGCAAGAGCUGUUUCACUAAGCCUGUCGUCGAAAGCGGUGUCAUAUUUCCAGAACAGAUCCCGGUAGGACAGGGCGCAGUAAAGCUGCCGCUGCGUGGCGCACCGUCAGAGUCGUGCGUUAGCACACAAGAAGAGGACGACUCUAGCGGUACAGAGGACCACACCUAUCCGAGCGCCGGCAGCCCUUCGGAUCCCCUGACUGGAGGAGCUGCAUCGAGCAGUUUCUCAGGUGUUUUUCCGCCUUCUGGUGGCACGUCCGCAGCGGCCUUCGGUAAUACCGGAUUGCCGGUUAGUCUUGCGAACAAUCCAAAUUUUCUACUUCCACCUGGAAACCAGCAUGGAGAGUUUUUUAUCGGAACACCGGAUGCUGCAAACGCCAGUUUGGCCAGCAGCGCCGCCGAAAACUCGUUUUGCAAUCAAGAGUUUCUGAACCAAGUGCAUGCUGCUGCUGGGGUCUGGACCAAAACGCAGGAAGUGGAAGCAGUAGGGUUUACUGCAAUGGGGAACACCUCUAAGAAUGGAAAUCAAUUUUGCACUAGCUUCGAUCAGCCAGAAUCUCAUAGAAGUGACCUCGACGAUGUCAUGUACGAGUCUGUGCGCAUUCCUUCGGACGCCGUGGAACUUAUUUCGAGUAUAGACAGCAGUUGGAUGACAGCAAACAACAAGAAGAGUGCUGGGCAGCUGACUAGGCAAGGCCCUAGUGGACUUCUCGCUGGCGCGGCUGGCGAGGCAAACCACCAGAGCAGCGAUGAAAUGCGCUUUUCCACUGCCUCGAUGAGCGUCUUGCACCACUUAGUUCACGGAACUGCGCCUGCUGGGGGUUCUAGCCGCAUAAGCUCGGAUCGUAGUGUCUUAUCCGCCGGGACGUCUUCCCAUGGUGGCCUUCGUAGCUUAAUGGGCGGCAUAACCCAGUUGGUUGACGAGGAAGUAAACGGGAAUCCGCUCUUCCGACUUGACUCGGACCGCGAUGGGUCGUUGGAAGGCGACAUCGGCUUGAACCGCGAAUCCACGCCUCCUCUCUCAGCCUCAGAGGCCAACGCGAACGCGCAACAACCAGCCACAUUCAUUGACGAUGAAUCACCACGACAGAUCUUUCGAAAAAGCCACUCACAAGGUUCCAGACAUCUCAACAACCACGAAGCUGAAGCAGCUGCGUCCAGCGGGACUUCAGGCAAAUUUGCGCACGAAUCCAACACAGCAGGGGCGAAUUCGAUGCCUUCUGAUACGAUGGACGCCGCGGCGAUUGACGAUCUCCGCGUCUCUGUUUCGCGGGAAAAUCUAAACGGAGUACUCCACUACAAUGCAGCCUCUACGGAGCAGAGCCGGCAAAUUGGAUUCUCGUCCAACGUCGAAGUGCCCUCAAGAGGGGCAUCGCUCAUGUCAGAUCUCUAUACCGCCUCGUCCUCCUCAAGCAGUCGUGCCGCGUCAAUGGCUGGCGCGUCUCUUCACCUGAGUAACUCCGCACUCAGCGCGAGUAUCAACAGGUCUCAGCUCCAGCAGAGCUACGUGGCCAGCGGCGGUGCGAUAGUAGAUGCCGAAGGCGGCGCAUCAGCAGCUGUUGAAUCCGCUGCACCGACAGCACCUGUGAUGAGGGGCGGGUACAGUACGGUUGCAAUGGAGCAGCCAAAGACAAUGAGUGGGCGAGGCCCUGGGCCACCACGCAACGAUGUUGGGUCCGUUGAUGGUGCUAGCACAAUCCAGAACAAUAGCCCCGACCUUGAUAACUCGGACCUCGCUGGUGUGCUCGAGAUGUCAGCCCAGUUCGAACUUUCAAAUUCAGCUAGUGCGGCGAGGGAGCGUCAAGACUCAAAAAUCAAGAACCCGAAGCAGCUGGACCCAGCAUCGCGCAGUGGCGGUGGUGUAGACUUGCAGGAAGCAAUCGCCAUGCACGCGCGACAGCUCGAAAGCAUGGAUAUCACCCCACCGCAUGGAACUGGCCGAGUGUUUUCCAGUGUAUCCUCGAAGAGCCAUCACACGCAAGCGCCGGGAACAAAUCCAGGAGACGCGGCACACCUCGACGCGAGGUCACGCAUCACGGAUGAAGAUGAUACUAAUCAAGGCCGAAACAAUCUGGGCGCUGGUGCAAGACAGCAUCUAUCUUUCUCAGCCGAGCGACACGGAGUUCGUGGGAGAAAUCCCACCUCUGCCAGUAAUGGAGUAGUUCUUGGAAAAAAUCAUGAUACUGGCAGCAAUCUAUUGGGCCGAGGUGUUGAACAAGAAUACCACGAUAACAAUAGGCAGAGGGAAGCAACCUCGUCAUCGUCAUCUUUGAGUGUCAGGCAAGCAAGCCACGAUCGCGCUCCAAGCGAUUUGUUGAGCCUCUCCGUUAGUGGUACGCGCGACCCUUUGAUGAUGAGCGGUUACCAUUCUAGUCUGGGUAGUCUCUUGCCUGGCGCUGUGCAACGAAAGGCGGAACCUGGCAGCACCGCGAGCGGUCGCAUCGGUGCAUCCGGAGGCAAGAUAUCGUGCAGUAUCAGCGAUAUCACGUCUGUCGGCACCCGGACGCCAGCAGACCGAGGCUCUAUGCAAUUACAGGCAUCUGGAUCUGCUGGCCAAGGACAUCAUCAGAUGCAAGGCUCGUUGACAAGCGGCGCCUAUUCAUCAACUGGCCAUAAUCAGCCAGCGCAACAGACCGCUUUUCCGCAGCAAACUAUAGCAAGUAGUCGGCAGCCGCUACUUCAGCGAAACAGCUCGUUGAAGACGUUCCUGAGUGACAAUUCACCUUUUUGUCGCGUGCCACCUCAAACAGCACUUUUUCGUCCAGGCUGCAACAUUCCGCGGCUGCGGCUUGAAAAAGCGAUGUGCCAAAGAGAGAACGACGACACCAGCUCGGUGGAUUCUGGAGAAAUUGCACGCUUUCUCCAGAAUCAAGUUGGCGCUGGUGGCCCCUCUUCCUCUUCUAGUGCAGGAAAGAACGCAUCCAGUACAGCAGGAGGUGUCCCGUUGCUGCACGAGGACGGCACGGCGCGGGCCGUCAUGAAUCCUUUCCAGCUGGGCUGCUCUUCUCCUGCAAAUUUACACUAUGACGACGGCUCUGGCGGAGAGGUGAUUAAUCGUGGACAGCUACCUCCAGGAGCAAUAGGCGUUGGAGGUACUGUGAAUCCAGGCGGCGGCGGUGAUCAUUUAGGCAAAACAGGGAGUCUACACCUCGAUGCUUCGACGGGUACCACGGUCCUUCUACCGCAGAAUGCCUGGCUGCAUCAAGGGCCAUCGCGAUCUUCCUCUGCAGGACCACCUUACGAAGCGCCGCCUGCGCAGCGGCGCUCCGUGUCAGUAAAGAAGGCCUCAACCAUUGAAGACGCGACGCCGUCGCUUGUAAUGGGAGCAUCGGCUACUUCACAACUGGGGUCGGCCGCACUGCAGCGUGGAGGAUACUCAUCAACAUUAAAUGCCGCGAUGCUGCAGGAAACGCUGAUGCUCACAUCCCCAUGUGACCGCGCGCGUAGAAAAGUCCAAGCCGCUUACGAGAAAAUGCGAAGUAGGAGAAGCGCGCCAAUAAAUCUUGUUGGCGGCUUCGUGAAUCCACUGGACGCAGGCGGAUCCUUCGUACUGCUCCUUGUUUGCACUGCAUAACAGAAAAAGUCUAUGACAGAGGUGAAACAAAAUGGGGUGAAUACAAUCGUCCUCACGUGAAUAGCGACAUUUUUAGAGGUCCCUAUGCAUGUCUUUUUCAUGAGUUGGCUGAGGGCUACAUAACAGUAGAGUUACGUUUUUCAUUCAAGAAUUAUACCCUGCUGCAGCCACCGAGUGCCACGUUGUCUAUCGGGUCCGGUCCUGGCCUCGUUAGUCCAGCAGAACCUAGUCCGGUCGCCAGUGAAACAGAUCCAGCAGCAGCGGUAAGUGCUGAUAAUUCGUCACAACGGUGGAAUGAGCGUAGGUUUAUCCCUUAUCACGUGACGGCUCUUGAUGUUGAAGUUGAUUUCCGCAGAAAAACUUGGGAAAGUCGCUAUCGUUCUUGCGCCUGAAUUUGAAUCUGCACUGUAGAGAGCAAGGUCGUGAUGACGCCACCAAAAACUCAAACUACUUCCUCCUGUCCUUGUCUUCAGGGUGGGCUUCCAAUGCGGCAAAAGUCUGCACCUUCAGUGGGAAACGAAUUGGUACGAGAAAACUUCUUUCUUACGGAAGAGCUAGCAAGGCAGCACAUGGACGCUGAGACGGACAUACUAAGCCUUCAAGAUCGCGUGAAGCGGCUCCGUGACGAAUGUCAGGCACUAAAUAUCGAUUGCGUUAGACUUAGACUUGGCGCUGUUCUUCAUUUUCCAUAAGAGUUUAAUGUUGAAUCAACAUUCAACAAUUUCUACAACAUUCUCAUUCAACAAAUUCAGUUGCUAGUUCUACACUCAAAAACAAAAUCAGCGAGAAAAGCGCGAUCGCAUGCGACUCGAAGGGAAACUGUCACGCCAAGCGAAAUAUGUCUCGGAGGUUUCUGCAGACAACAUGAAGCUUGAGGAAGAGCUUUUUAAUGCACACAAAGACAUGCUCAGUGGCGCCUAGUACUUCAUGAAUACGAUUGCAAUAAUUUAGAUUUCUUCGAAAUUAAAACCUUAGGUAGAUAGUAUUGAAUACAAAGCUCCAGGUCUCAUUUCUGUUUCUUCUCAGAAGAUGGCCGUCUUUUCUCUAGCAUCAUGCGAUGCCUUCCUCCACCUCAAGUGGCCCGAGUACAAGUAUUUGGACAACUAGGACAACUCUGACCCUAACAUUAUUUUUUUGAAAGCACUAAGACCAUCGGGGCACCCAUCGUCCACGGCUGCCUCGUGUGCCGUCGCAGAUCUGCCGCGGCUUCGCUUUGCGCCGCUGCGGAGGUGCGCAUCGUCGCCGCCGCACCUACAUGCGCCACAUGUUCAGGCGGCCGCUUCCUCAACAAGACCGCACGGCGCCACUUGCUUCAUAUGUCAAUGGCGGCGCGCCGCUUAUUCUGGCCAAGUGGAAUGCUGUAGUGCGCUCAGCUACCAGGCCGAUCCGCUUGCGCCCCGGACACCAAGUCGAUGAGAAGGCCCCGCGAGUGCGUCGAAUAUCGGAGGAUGUCCGGGGUCGAAAGCUGGGGCAGUUCUCUGCUUUGUUCUCUUGGACAUUGAGACUGAGAAAGCUUGCCCGCCUUUCUUGUUCGAGGUCUUUCAUUCGGCGGCUUUGUAGCCUAUGGUUUGCCGGUGGGACUCUCUUCGCGGUCGGCUAGGGGUACGUCGUUGCUGCCGGUCUCGGAAGGGGUGGCUUGCCGCCGCUCCCCUCAGGCAUUGGCAAGUGUCAGAGCGUGUCUCCCUUCGCAACAAAGAAAAACGCCACAGCGCAGCCCACGCACUGGACCGGGCCCAAGUGCAGGACAAGGCCUUGCCUGACUGAUUUAGCCAAGAUCGCCAAAAGUUAUGAGCGAAACUGGAACAAAGAUGAAGGAAAGCCGGUGGGGCCGCUCUGAAGUGGUUCGAGGGGGUCGGGGGUUUGCGAAUUGAUGGGUUUGCGCGGCGUCCAUUUUCGAAGUGGUCCGCGCUCCGUUUUCUCCGUCAUUCAUCUUCGCCAGCAUUGCCUUGCGGGCCCCUUGUGCUGGGGCAUGACUGUAGGCUAAAGCACUGGCGUGAGUCAGAACAAGGACAAAGCCGAGCGGUGACCCCUCGGCGCCUUCGUGUGCCUCUCCGCUUUUCUUAAUGUUUUUGGCAGCGGCGCGGGCGCAGCUACUUAGUGUGUGGCCCGGGGAGGCACCUAAGUGAUGUCGCGCGCCUCUCUUUGUCUUUCCGCAGUUGCGCGCUGUUAUUUUUGGCGAAAUCUAUCAAGCUUCGGGCUUUCAGAUUCAGCCCGCGCCUAGCUUCUUCGGCCAGAUGGAUAACCGUCGCUGCGCGGGCAAUCGAUCUGACUGGCUUGAUCUGGAUGAAGAUCGACCCAGCAAGAUGGCUCACCCUCGUGGGAGUAGGUGCGCGUCAAUUUAAGCGAUCUGGGUUCGCUCAAAUUCAGGUGCCAGCGAGUCUGACAGAGUGAAAGCGAGCCACAAGACAGAUUGUUAGUCUCUGUGCUUUCUUCUUGUGUUGUCUUUGUCUAGAAGUUUAAGAUGAAAAAGGGAAUGACUCGACAGUGCUACCGUAACAAGUAGUGCUUACGUUUACAUUUUUGUCUUAGUCAUUCUAUUGCUAUUGGGUGCUGUACGUAGGCAAACAAUAUCUUCAGUAGAUGGGAGACUGUGAAGAUUGAUGAUAUCGAUAUCCAUCCUAGAAUUUUCUCGAUUUCAUCAAAAUAGCAGCAACAGUUAUGGGACCACAAGCGGUGCGCCCUCGGAAAUCGGCGUCGUUUAUUCCGGAGCAGCGUCCUCGACCGGCGACCAAGCCUACAGCACCGCGGCGCGAGGUACAUAAUGCAAAAUACCCUCUGUUUUGCAAUUAAUUCGUAUAGGUCGCAGCAAAGUUGUCGAGGAGUUGGUUUACUCUUACUAAGAUCAUUCCUAGUUGAGAAAGAGAAACUGAAACACCGUCAGCUUCAUACAUCACAGUACGCACUAGAUAUAUAUUUGGCCUCACGGCUUGUGCUCGAAAUUCAGAUUCUUUCAUAUUGGAAUCGAUUUCCCGGCGUUCAUCUCGUCGGUCGUCCAGUGUCGGCCUAGUUGGGCGUGCGCAAACGCGGUUGGAGAGGUCUGCGCCUCCGGUCGGACGACAUCGUGGAAUUCCGAAUCCAGCAUCCAUUCCUGGAAUGAUGUCUCAGCAUGCGCAGCAUGACAGAACCAUUAGUCUCCCUGCGCAUCCGAGCGGCAGUGUGAGCAACAUGGGAGUAGAUAUGUCAGCUAUGAUGUUGAAUCCAAUGGCGACCAGCAACGUUGCAGCACAAUCACAGGCUCAGCAAGGUCUUCAACAUCAGGCAGGGCUACCUCCAGCAACAGGCACACUCUCUGCCCCGUUCCCAGGGCAGCGCCGUACUCGAUAUUCUCGCGGACUGGAAGCGACAUCAAGUCUCUCCUCUACUCACAACAGCACAACUAUGGUACCACAAGGUCAAUAUGCGGCUUCAUCCUCUGAAGCGAUCGACAACUACCCUCCUCUGUCAAUCGCACCGCAGCUGUCAGUAGCCGAGCACCAGCUGCAGCGCUAUUUGUCGGAAGCGAGCACGUCCAGCAGCUCAGCGAGCACGCGCUUCUUCGCACCACCGCAGCGAGGGCUGCAGCAACACCUCGUUGGCGGAACAUUGAUACAUCCGUCGGCCGCGAAAGGGGUAGUGCAGCAUCAGCAGCCUCCAGCACCUGGGCAUCCACAGCACGCCGUGGCUUUCUAUGCGGACGCUGGCCAUCUCCAAGGUCCACAGCGGAAUUUGAGGGCACGCGAGCAAGCGGGAAGUGGAAAUACGAGUAUGGUGAUGAGUCGCGGCGGCAAUCACCUGCACCAGUUCCACGGAAGCGCAACAGCGCCUCAACAUUCUGCUGCGUGGAUGCCCGAGCGACCGGUCCCCAACACAGUCCACGAGAUACUCGAUCAGUACACUCGAGCCGCACGACUAGUAGAAGGAAGUGGCUCAGGUCCAGGUGGAGUAAGCCUUGGCACAAGCAAGAAACCCCGAGGAGCAGGAGACGGGGGAGCAUCGUUGGUGAAUAAAAAGUCCCUCCAAACCCGUUUUCGAAAUGCAGCUGCCGAGACGCGGAGAAUGCAGCAGGUCGCACAGAACGUUGCCGAUAGAGGUGUAACAACAGGUUUUGCAAGGAGCAAGCCAUUUUUUGCAACAUAGAGAGUCGAGAAGAAAAAGCCGAGCUUUCGCUUUCGCACAUCUUGUAGUAAUUUCCGUUGCUGCCUCCAGUCCGAGGUAGAGAGACUAAAUCAAUGUCACUUUGCUGCUUUUUGAACUCACGCACUCGUACUCGUUUCGCACAGUUAACAAAAUGUCUAUGAGGACGAGCUGUCCAUGUCCUCGAGGGUACACGCAAGCACUGUCAUAGUGGAUAUCACGUGGAUUUUAUCGCAUAGAUUUGGAUCAAAAUCGAAAGAUCGAUAAAUAGAAAUAUCAUUUCGCUUAUAGAGAAAGGCACAUUAGAAGUUCGUCCCUAAUCCUUAAUCCCCCAGAUUCAACUAUUUUUGGUUAGCGAAGAUUCAUUUGUACACAAUUGGCUUAAUCUGUGAGCUCCUCGUGGCAGGCCGCCCGUAAUUUAUCAUAUUGUUGCGAGAUGAAGGGUUGUACGAAAGCAUUGAUUGUGGUCUUCGCUUACUCCUAGUACACUACAAGGACCGCGAAAGCUGCCCGCGUAAAUAUCACGAAAAUGAAGCCAGAACCAUGAACACCAUGCUUACACGUGUAAGUACAACAUCCGAAGAGCUACCUAGGACCAGGAGCAAAUCGGCUUGGAUCUCACACAAGGUUGACUUGAGUGUGCACAAAGCUGCAGACGCUCCGAAAGAUGAGGGUAGGAAAAGAAAUACAGCUAAAAGAUGUCCUCGCAC